This is a messenger RNA of Dentiscutata erythropus, 982 nucleotides long. NCBI's taxonomy places the organism in Eukaryota, Fungi, Glomeromycota, Glomeromycetes, Diversisporales, Gigasporaceae. The record is from the annotation of a GenBank genome assembly.
UUCACUUUUCGCUUUCGUGCUCGUAACAUUCAAUUUUGUUUCCGCACAACAAACAAAUCUCUCCUUUACAUGUCAACAAGAAAUUAUUAAAGUUGGUUCAAGCUCGGACCUCAACAGUUGUGCUUCAUUUCUUAAGUUAGCACCAUUGCAAAAUGCAACUAACUCAACACCAGUCUUCGAUAGUUAUUGUUCUUUACCGAAAUGCAAUGAUAACACUAUUUCUUCUUAUGCUACUGAACUUAAGACCCAAUGCGCAACAGUUCUUGUUGCAAAAGAUCCUAUCAUUUUUAACAUAAAACAAAGUCUUGUUUUCAAUGCCCCGAUGAGGGAUGCCUUUUGCUUCAAGAACUCUUCCGGAGGAUAUUGUGAUUUGGAUCCAAAUACUGACAUCAUGUUAGGCUACCUUCUUGGAUUUAGUGCUACUCCUCCCACUGAUAUUAAUUGUACUGAUUGUAAUAAAGCUAUUUUAAGCACUUUUGUGAAUUACUUUAAUGCCCAUCCUGAAUCCUUGGCUGAAUUACCAGCUGAUCCAACGUCUUUUGAAACUAUGGUUAAAACAAAAUGUGGUGCUUCUUUCUUGGAUGGGAAUAUUCCAUUUUCCACUAUUUCUUCUGUACCUUCAUAUAAAGAAACUCAGACAAAUCAGCUAGACUCGUCAUAUAAACAUGGAAUAUUAAUUGGUGUCGGUGUUGGAGCAGGUGCAAAACCAAUUUAUGAUAGUUAUUGUUAUGCACCGAAAUGCAAUGAUAGCAUUACUUCUGCUAAUGCUAGUGAGCUUAAAACUCAAUGUCAAUCAGAUCUUGCUGCGAAAGGUUAUUGCAAUUUGGAUCCAAAUAGUGCUGUGAUAUUAGGUUACAUUGGUGGAUUGAGUCCUACUCCUCCCACUGAUAUUACUUGUAACGGUUGUAAUAAAGCUAUUUUAAAUAUUUUUUUGAACUACAAAUCUCAUCCUGAUAUUAUGGUUGACUUACCGGUUAAUUAG